AUGGAAGUGAAGUCUCUGUCCCACGGGGUUUGUGGUAUUGACAGGAGACCUGUCCAGAUCGAUUUUCAUGCGGUCAGCAGGGUGAUAAACGUCACUCCCUCGGCGGCUCGUAGGCGAUUUGCACGGCUGAAGAAACAAAUCGAGAAGAACAGUUCUGACACGGCGACAAAGACUCCAGCACCAGAGCCGGCCAGUAGAGGCACAGAGAAGACAGAUUCUGAGGCGACCGGCUCCAAGCAACUGCAGAGACCUGAAUAUCGAAUGCCCCAAGGAGCAGCCCAGAAGAACACACAAACUCAGACCUUGUCCUGUCGAGUGACAGGUCAUUCUAACAACGGCAGUCACCCCGUCCAUAUCGAUCUCACCGAGGACCAUGAUAGUGGUGGUGAUGGUGGUGGCUUGAAUGCAGACGAGAGCUCCGACGACGAUGCUCCAUUGAUGAAGAAACGAAGGAUAGCCGGGACGUCCUGCGUGUUAGGGAGAACGUCAAACCAUGAGCGUGCAUCAGUCAGGAGCGAUGACAAGAACCCUGACAUCUCCAGCCAGACUGGAGAAGGGCAUUCCAAUCAGGCAUUAUCACCAGCACAACGAACAGGAACAGCGACUGGACGCGAGAGGUCGAACGAAGAACAGCACAUGACGGACAAUAAAGUUGGUAUCGUUGGGGGUGUGAGUGUGACUGCCGCUCAGAGAACUUCGGAACCCCAGAUGGUCGAUCUCACUGGCGAAGAACCCCCGGAAGGGACGUCAAACGCAAAUACUGCAGGAGCAAGCUCCGUCCAAGCAUCUCCGGUUGGUAAUGGAGCAGACGUCGACCCCGCUAGUCUCAGCGAACAGGACGUUUAUCUCUUUGGAGACGAGUUGUUUGACUCCUUUCUGGGCGAUUUACAAAACGCGGACAUGCCGGAUAGUUAUUGUUACGAGGCGACAGACUGGCCGCACCAAGCAUCAGCCUCUACUUUAGAGCUAGAGCCCCUGGCUCCCCGGAGAGAAAGCUUCAUGUCAAUCGACGAGAAACCCGCCUAUAGCUGGGCUCUGCGACGUCUCGACCAGCCGAACUUGGCGGUUAUUGAUCAUAAUUCGUACUGUUAA
This is a messenger RNA of Rasamsonia emersonii CBS 393.64, 1092 nucleotides long. RefSeq lists its product as uncharacterized. The coding region runs from base 1 to 1092 and encodes 363 amino acids. The transcript has a single exon. The record is from RefSeq and is a predicted model, not a curated record. Lineage: Eukaryota; Fungi; Ascomycota; Eurotiomycetes; Eurotiales; Trichocomaceae.